AUCUUGGCCGGUGCUACAUAAAUGCGAUCCGGUGGCCAGUUCGUCAAUCACCAUCAUGACGUGUCGCAGAAUGCUGGCUGUUUUUGCAGGGUUGUGUUUCGCUGUCUCCCUCGCCGGGGCGCACAUGCUUCGCGGAACAGUUAAUUCCACUGAGGGUUGGACGGUUCUCGGGAGCUAUUGUUUACCCGCAAAGGAUGGAAGUGUUUAUUUCAACAUCCGAUACCCCAAGACGUACGCACCCGAGACGCUGGUGCUGUUCUAUGACGACCAAGCAACCCUCAUCAAGAGCGCUCCGACCUGCAAGGCCAAGUACAAUAUUCUGAAAGCCGAGAAUGAUCAGUUUGUGAAGCUGACCCCCGACUUUCUGUUCAGCCGCUGUCAGACAGUUAAACACAAUGGCGAGGCCUGGUACAGUUGCUAUGGUCACCGAUCUUUGGUAACCAGUCAAGACCGGAUGUGGUAUAUUGGCGUCUCUCAUUGCCAAGACAAAGUAAGACGUUUGAAAGAAAGUGUAACCGUCAGGCAUCAAGCUGGACUACCUGAUCAAGUUCCUCAACAGCCACCCCGGAUCCUGCAACCAGACCUCCAUUCCCCUUGUUGAUAUGAUAGGAUGAAAAACAACAACAACGAAUAUUGUAAUAUGGUGUCAGCUACUUGUGACUUAUUAUCGGAAUAAAUGGGUUAAUAUAUG
This is a messenger RNA of Haliotis rufescens (red abalone), 691 nucleotides long. RefSeq names its product transmembrane protein 145-like. The transcript is spliced from 6 exons. The coding region runs from base 56 to 601 and encodes 181 amino acids. NCBI's taxonomy places the organism in Eukaryota, Metazoa, Mollusca, Gastropoda, Lepetellida, Haliotidae. The record is from RefSeq and is a predicted model, not a curated record.